CACCCCACCCCACCUCACCCAAUUAUCCAUCCCGUCACGUCCCAUCCGCCGCUAACAGCAGCAGCAAUAAAGAACGCCGAUAAAGAAAAAGAGGGAAAUUUUCCGGCCGGAGCCCUCCUCCGCAUUAUCAUAUGCUGGUAUAACAGUCGUUAGUGGUUGGUGCCCGCUUUGUUUACCCAUUUGUUUUUUGGGCCCGAGAAGAAGCAGCAGCGGAAGGUUGAAGAAGCAGCAGCAGCGGCCAAGAUUAUUGUAAUCCCGGGUGGGAGGGAUCUGAUUUUGUCCCCGUGCCGGAGGAGAGAGAGAGAGAGAGGGAGGAGCAAAGAUUCACCGAUUUUCUUUCUCCUCUCCGCCGCUGUCUCUCUCCCCUCCCGCUAUCCCCAGCCAAGAUCGGCUUGCGGGGCUCGUGACAGCAAUCCCUCUGCCGGCCGCUGCCUGCCCCCCGCCCUCAGAAUCAUCCUGAAUCAUCGGUGCACGCCCGUAUCUUCGGUGGUUGCCGCUGAGCUGGUGAAGGAGUCCUGCGCACGCCUCGGCCAUCAAUGAUUGAUCAGACAAGGCAGGUCAAUUAGAAUCUUGAUUGGGUUGACUUCACAAGUGGCAUGCAGUUGCUUCAUAAGUGAGCAGUCAAAGUUGUGGCAUGUCUAAUUAUUACUCAAGCCCGGGUGACGAAAGGGACCCGCAAACCAUGUACUCACCAGACACGGGAAAUGCGUCGUAUCCCGUGCCGUCAGCCCUGGGGAACUUGCUCUAUUCAAACAAUGCAUCUUCUGGACCAUAUACGGAAUUCAGUGGCAUUAUCCAGCCUCAGCAAAAUUUCAUGGAGCUGCAUGGCCAUCCUUCAGAACAUUCAUCAUCAAGGGAACCUCCUAACAUGGUCACCUCGCUCACAGAGCAAAGCUCCUUCGCUCCUGUCAAAGAUAUGAGGAAUGAGAUGUUAAUGCAUUUCAUGGAUGGUGCACAGAGUGGUGGUGGUGGUGGUGAUCUCAUCCACAAUGAUGCCCAUAGCAGUGCACAGCUUGAUUUCGGCUUGUUGAACAACCCCAGUUCGGCGAGUGUUCCAUCAGCACCAGGCCAAGGAUUGUCUCUGAGCCUCAACACACAUAUCCUGGCACCUUCAUACCCAUACUGGUCCCCAAAGCCAGACUUGCUGACAACCCAAUCUUACCAGGGUGAUGAAAAUGGAAUGAAGAAUAUGCAGUCGGAGGCCUCACGGGCAAUCAGGAAUUCAAAGUAUCUAAAGGCAGCACAAGAAUUGCUUGAUGAGAUCGUCAGUGUUUGGAAGAGUAUAAAGCAGAACGCGCAGAAAGAGAAGGCUGAAGCAGGAAAAAUGGAUGGCAAAGACGCCGAUGAGGUGUUGAAAAGUGAGGGGGUAUCUUCCAACCCACAGGAGUCUACUGCCAAUGCGGAAGCUGAGAUUUCUGCGGCUGAGAAACAAGAGCUCCAGAAUAAGAUGGCGAAACUAUUGGCCAUGCUGGAUGAGGUUGACCGAAAGUACAAGCAUUAUUUCCAUCAAAUGCAAAUUGUAGUGUCGUCUUUCGAUAUGAUUGCUGGGUCUGGAGCUGCCAAACCUUAUACUGCAGUUGCCCUUCAGACAAUAUCGCGGCACUUCCGAUGUCUGAAGGAUGCUAUCAACGACCAGGUUAAUGUUAUCCGAAAGAAACUGGGAGAGGAGGAUAGUUCAUCGGGCAGAGAGGGCAAGUUAACUCGCCUCCGUUACAUCGAUCAGCAGUUAAGGCAACAACGAGCUUUCCAACAGUAUGGUAUGUUACAGCAAAAUGCCUGGAGGCCACAGAGGGGACUGCCUGAAAACUCAGUUUCAAUUCUUCGUGCUUGGCUGUUUGAACACUUCCUUCACCCGUAUCCAAAAGAUUCAGAAAAGCUAAUGCUAGCGAGGCAAACUGGUUUAACAAGAAGUCAGAUUUCGAACUGGUUCAUCAAUGCCCGUGUUCGCCUGUGGAAACCGAUGAUCGAAGACAUGUAUAAAGAAGAGACCGGGGAGGCAGAGCUCGACUCAAACUCCUCCUCGGACAACUUACCAAGAAGCAAGGACAAAAUGGCGUCUUGUGAAGACAAGGAAGAUCUGAAAUGCUCCAUGAGCCAGGGCCAGGCUUACCAAACCAGCGAAUUCAAAGCCAACAUGGAGAUGGCGGGUCUCACCGGAGCGCCGUCCAGCUUCCACAACGAGGCAAACUCCGACGACGGCUUCAUGAACCUGCUGUUGAAGGACCAAAGACCGGGCGAGGCUGACGGCAGUCUCCUCCACGGCGACGAGAGCGCGCGCUUCAUGGCCUACCAUUUGGCAGAGCUCGGGGGAUAUCAGAACAGCAAUGUGUCGUUGACGCUAGGAUUGCAGCACACCGAGAACAGCCUCUCAGCUCCGAACGCUCACCGGCCAGGAUUCACCGCCGCCGGGGAAGAGGACAUCUACAACACCACCGCGGCUCAUCCCGGCGGUGGCGCUGCCAUGGCCUCUUCGGACUACGAGUCGACGAACCAGCUAGAUCAACGGCAGCAGUUUGAGCCGUCGCCCCUGCUGCAUGAUUUCGUGGCCUGAAUGAACUGAAACGCUCGUCGGUGAACAUUGGAUGGAGAUGGAUUAUUUUGUAAUUUGUAGGGCCAUGAUAAUAACGUGCCUGGAAAAGCAUGGAAAUUGUAGCUGUAGUUGCAUUUGGUAUAGAAGAGAGGGGGUAUAGCAUGAAAUGUAUUAUAAAUUUGUGGGGGUGGGGGUGGGGUAAAUAAUUUUUGUAAAGAUGAAUGGAAUGGGUUAUACGUGUAAAAGGUUAUGACUGGAGACGAACCAUCCUGUAAAAAUGUUACGGUAA
Messenger RNA from Triticum dicoccoides, 2819 nucleotides. Its product is annotated as BEL1-like homeodomain protein 7. Gene Ontology annotation, molecular function: DNA binding. Bases 635 to 2551 code for a protein of 638 amino acids. The record is from RefSeq and is a predicted model, not a curated record. Lineage: Eukaryota; Viridiplantae; Streptophyta; Magnoliopsida; Poales; Poaceae. The transcript has 6 exons. Gene Ontology annotation, biological process: regulation of DNA-templated transcription.